Messenger RNA from Ceratotherium simum simum (southern white rhinoceros), 1188 nucleotides. RefSeq names its product sperm-tail PG-rich repeat containing 3 (gene STPG3). NCBI's taxonomy places the organism in Eukaryota, Metazoa, Chordata, Mammalia, Perissodactyla, Rhinocerotidae. The record is from RefSeq and is a predicted model, not a curated record.
AGGGAACUAGGGAUCCCGACAAUGAAUUUUGACCAGAAGGCCGUGAAAUUCCUGGCAAACUUUUACAUCAAUGGAGGCAAACACUGGACCCGUGGCCCCCUGAGGCAGAAGCUGCUUGUGCCCACCCAACCCAAGGCCACUGUGCUAUUGUUGGGCCCAGAGCCAGGGGCCACCUGGGAUGAGACAUGGCCCCCAGGGGCGCAGGAAUUCCCAGCUGGCCUCAGGAUGCAAAUGGAGCCCCUCCAGGAGCCCCCACCUACCUGGACCCAGAACCUGCAGGAGCUGUUGCUGGAGCGACGCCCGCCCAUCAUGACCGACCUGGACGUCCCCGGCCCCACCAAGUACCAGGUACCAGAUGCUUCAGUGCGAGAAUCCUCCCCACAUCCCCACUUCAGCAUUGGCCGCAAGCACCCCACCCUCGAGGGUGGUGGCCGUAGGGCGUGGCAGACCCUGUGGUUCCAGAGUGAAAGCCCCUUCACCCAGAAAGCCGACUUUAAGAGAGAGCAAAAGUGGCCAUCACCUGCCCACUACCAGCCGCUCAGCCGGUCCGCCUUCGCGGCCUUCAGUUUCGGGGGCCACCGCCACACUUCCAAGAUACCUGAGGCCUGUGUCCAGCCGGGGCUGCCGCGGGCUGGGGGUGCAGGUCACCGUGCCCAGCCCCUGCUUCAGGCCCCUCUGAAGGCCCUGCGGGGUGAGAAGCGCCCCAGCCCCAACACCUAUGAUAUCCUCCCUGGGCGCCAUCUGCAGAGCCCGCGCCCGCCCACCUGCACCAUGAGCCACUCGCCUGCGUUUGCCUCCUGGAUCAGCUCCUCCUGCACCCCCGGCCCAGCCACCUACUACGUGGAGGAUUGCUAUAACUCGCGCUUCCCCUCAGCGCCCAGAGUGGUCAUCCAGGGCGUGCGGAGACCCAAGCGCCAUGACACUGGCCCCUUCUGCACACUCUAGAGCCUGCUGGGCACAGCUGGCCCACCCGGUUAUCGCAUGGAACCCUGGCUUCCCCAGGGGCCUUUCCAGGCCUCUCUCUGAAACUCAGCACCCCUCAGCCUGGCCUUCUCACCCUCUGGGCACCCCGAUCCACCAUGCUGGCUGGCCAACCCUUCUGUGAGCUGUGGAUGAGGACAGCCCAGUCCGAAGCCCCCAUCUGCCCACCCCUUGCUAUACAGAGAUGCUGUUGGUUCUUCCAAACUC